This is a messenger RNA of Manihot esculenta (cassava), 2497 nucleotides long. Its product is annotated as putative two-component response regulator ARR21. The record is from RefSeq and is a predicted model, not a curated record. Gene Ontology annotation, molecular function: DNA binding. The coding region runs from base 29 to 2188 and encodes 719 amino acids. Gene Ontology annotation, biological process: phosphorelay signal transduction system; cytokinin-activated signaling pathway. Lineage: Eukaryota; Viridiplantae; Streptophyta; Magnoliopsida; Malpighiales; Euphorbiaceae. The transcript has 9 exons.
UUCUUCCAAGUUGCCCAAUCUUGAAAACAUGAGCAAUGGGGGAAUUGCAUCCUCUCAAUCUCUCAAGAAAAAAACUUCUCUUUUCAAAAUCCAAAUUUUGGUUGUGGAUGAUGACUCUACCUCUCUUGCUAUUGUCUCUUCAAUGCUUAAAAAAUGCAGUCUCCAAGAUUGCAUGAUAGAUCUUUCAGUUGUCACCGUUAAGAAUUCAUUGGACGCAUUAUCAAAUCUUCGAGUUCAAAAUGGAGCAUUUGACUUGGUUAUCACUGAUCUUCAUAUGCCUGUAAUGAAUGGAUUGGAACUACAGAAGCAAGUCAAGGAAGAAUUCAAGAUCCCUGUCAUUAUAAUGUCAGCAGAUGACAAAGAAAAAGAGAUUUUAAAGAGUUUAGAGAGUGAAGCUGCAUUCUAUAUGAAAAAACCAGUGAAUCCAGAAGAUCUGAAAAUAGUUUGGCAGUACGCAGUGGCUUCCAAGAAAGGUAAAAAGGUUGUUAUGGAGCAGGAAAUUGGAAGUGGCCAAGAGGAAACUUCAUCAAAUGACAAACUUCAUCAUAUCUCUUCUUCAUCAGAGAAUGAAGAGAGUGGCCCAAAAAAGAAAAAGGGGAGAAAAAGGGUAAGAGAUCAAGGCCAGGAGGAACGAGAUGCUGCUCCUGCUCAAGCUGCUGCUGCUCCUGCUCCUGCUCCACCCAAAAAGGCCAAAGUCAUUUGGACAAAUACACUGCAUGAUCUGUUUUUGCAGGCUGUAAGCCACAUUGGCCUGGAAAAGGCUGUUCCCAAGAAAAUUCUUGAAUUCAUGAACGUGCCAGGACUAACCAGAGAAAAUGUUGCAAGUCAUUUACAGAAAUAUCGGAUGUUCCUGAAGAAGGUUGCGGAGAAGGGUUUCUGGACAUCUCGCAGUCUGGCUGAAAGGGCGUUUAGGUCAUCCUUCGCCAAUGGAUAUACCUCCAUGUACCAAAAUCCCCACAAGCAAUUUUCACCUUUUCUUGGACAGCAGCCAUCUUUCCAACCAGGAUAUGGAGGCAAUCUCUCUGGUUUCAGAAGCUCCAGCUCCGGCCUCUCGCGCUUUCCUAGUCAGGAAGCUCCAACUAGCAACUCUGUGCCUCAGCUCCACUAUGGACAAUCUAGUUUAUUUGGCAAUCCUACUAGUUUCCAGCAGCGACCACUAGUGUUUGCCAACCCAUGUCUGGCAAAUCGCUCAACAUCCAACAAUACUGGAAUUAAUCUGUCCUCGGAUACAGCUACUCAACAUGGCCUCACCAUCGGUGCAACACCAAUGCAAAUGCAACAGCAACAAAAUCAAGCGAAUCCUCAGAGCAAUAUUAUUGACACUCCAUUCACAUUAUUAUCUACCGGAAUCGGCUGUUCCAGCAUGGCAACUAGUAACUAUGCUGGAAUCAUAUUGACUAGUGACGGCGAGCUCAUUGGAACAGGAAAAACGCGAUUCAACGGUAUUGAUUUAUCAAGUGGCUCUAAUAAUGGUGGUAAAGUUUUGAUGAAUAUGACUCAUGACAACAGUAUGAAUAAUCCACCAACAGGAAAUGGGAUCUUUGGGGGUUUGUGUGCUCAAGGUUCCUGUUCUUCUUCAACUGUGCUUGGGAGUACAAACCAAUAUUCACCAACUUUCAUUGCAACUAAUCAAGAAAAUACUUUAAUGCUUCCACCACAGUCUCAGCAACAUACCAGUACUGGUCUUAGGAAUGCUGGUGGAGAAAAUGACUUGAUGACUAAUGCUUCUACCUUGGGUACCAUUUCUGAUAAUCAUCAGCAAGAGCUUGGCGAAGUUGACCUUGAUGAGCUCCUUUUCGGGUCCCCCUAUACAACUCCUUACCAGGACCAAAAUUCGGAAGUGUCAAUGAACGUGAACUUACAUAGCAGCCCAUAUCAGGCUGAAGUUGGUGGUCCUGUCAAUGAAUUCCUAAAUUCGGAAUUUUCUACCUUGUGUACUAUUGCAGAUCAAACUCCUUGGAGUGAAAAAUCCUCUGCCCAGCUUCAAGGCAGGGAAGAAACGGUGAAUCCCGACUUUGGUGGCAAUGUUAAUCCAUUGGAGGACUAUUAUCCAAGCUUUGAGCAGCCACAAUGCAAUAAUUUGGAGCAUACGCUGAAUGGCAUGGAUCUUGAUGAAGCACCAAUAUCAGGAAAUGAGGUUUGGGGAGACGAUAUCUUGAACUUCCUGCUUGGAGAUGAGGUCUACUAAAUGGAUGACAAUCUGGCAAAAAUAAACCUAAUUCCAGUAUCGAAGGCUGGAUUAUAAGUCUAAACUACUAUGUUUAUAUAGUAGUCUGGGUUCAUGUUUUACAGUUUAGCUGACAAUAAUAAUCACCUGGCUGAUGGGACAGCUUUAGUUUGGUUUUACAGUAUUUGCUUCUAAAAGACUUAAUUCGUUUGCUGUUUGUGGUUUGUAGUUUGUAACUACAUACACACAGCACCUGUGUAAUGGAUGCAUCAGUAUGCAUGUUUUUAGCUAUGCUAAACUUAUCCAUUAAUUUAUAUGAAUGUAUGUAUA